Molecule: messenger RNA, 538 nt
Organism: Staurois parvus
Lineage: Eukaryota; Metazoa; Chordata; Amphibia; Anura; Ranidae
Source: the annotation of a GenBank genome assembly
GGGCCGGAUGUUGGUGUCAGUGGGAGGAACAGUACCCCAUCGUUGGUGUCAAUGGGAGGAACAGUGUGUUGUAUCAGUAAGAGGAAAAGAGCAGAAAUUGUGGGUGCCAGUGGAAGGAAUAGUGCCCCAUCAUUGGUGUCAGUGGAAGGAAUUAUGCCCCAUCGCUGGUGUCAGUGGGAAGAAUUAUGCCCCAUCGCUGGUGUCAGUGGAAGGAAUUAUGCCCCAUCGCUGGUGUCAGUGGAAGGAAUUAUGCCCCAUCAUUGGUGUCAGUGGAAGGAAUAGUGCCCCAUCAUUGGUGUCAGUGGAAGGAAUUAUGCCCCAUCAUUGGUGUCAGUGGAAGGAAUUAUGCCCCAUCAUUGGUGUCAGUGGAAGGAAUUAUGCCCCAUCAUUGGUGUCAGUGGAAGGAAUAGUGCCCCAUCAUUGGUGUCAGUGGAAGGAAUAGUGCCCCAUCAUUUGUGUCAGUGGAAGGAAUUAUGCCCCAUCAUUGGUGUCAGUGGAAGGAAUAGUGCCCCAUCAUUGGUGUCAGUGGGAGGAAUAG